CGCCUCCGGCCGCGGGGGCUGCUGGGCCGGGGCCCAGCUCCGGCCUUGAAAUAGCGGACGAGUGCAGGCAGCUGCACUGCCUCAGGGAGUCGAGGAGUGAGUUCGUGGAUCGUGGCGAUCGUGGCGGGCCGUCGCAGACCCUGCCGGAACCUCACGGAAUAGGCUUCUACAAUGGCUGAGAAUGGUGACAGUGAAAAAAUGACUGAUCUGGAGUCCAAAAUUUGCCAACAAAUUGAGUACUAUUUUGGUGACUUUAACCUUCCACGAGACAAAUUUUUAAAGGAACAGAUCAAAAUAGAUGAUGGCUGGGUACCUUUGGAGAUAAUGAUCAAAUUCAACAGAUUGAGCAAACUAACAAAAGACUUCGAUGUGAUAAGAAGUGCUCUGAAGAAAUCAAAGGCAGAACUCAUGGAAGUUAGUGAGGAUAAAACUAAAAUCAGAAGAUCGCCAAACAAACCCCUCCCUGAAGUAACAGAUGAAUAUAAAAAUGAAGUAAAAAACAGAUCCAUCUAUGUUAAAGGUUUUCCAACAGAUGCAACCCUUGAUGACAUAAAAGAAUGGUUAGAGGGCAAAGGUCAAGUACAAAAUAUUCAAAUGAGGAGAACAUUACAUAAAGCAUUUAAGGGAUCAAUAUUUGCUGUGUUUGAUAGUGUUGAAUCUGCCAAGAAGUUUAUAGAAACCCCUGGACAGAAAUACAAAGAUACAGAGCUGCUGAUACUCUUUAAGGAAGAUUACUUUGCAAAAAAGAAUGAAGAACGGAAGCAAAAUAAAGUAGAGGCUAAGGCAAAAGCUAAACAAGAGCAAGAAGAAAAACAGAGGCAAGCAGAAGAUGCUGAAUUGAAAUCCCUGGAUGAAAAGAUUGGAUGCUUGCUGAAAUUUUCUGGUGAUUUAGAUGAUCAAACCUGUAGAGAAGAUCUUCACACACUUUUCUCUAAUCAUGGAGAAAUAAAGUGGAUAGACUUCAUCAGAGGAGCAAAAGAGGGAAUAAUCCUAUUUAAAGAAAAGGCAAAAGAAGCACUGGACAAAGCCAAUGAAGCAAAUAAUGGAAACUUAAAAUUAAGAAACAAAGAUGUAACAUGGGAAGUAUUAGAAGGAGAGACAGAGAAAGAAGCUUUGAAAAAAAUCAUUGAAGACCAACAGGAAUCCCUAAAUAAGUUGAAGUCGAAAGGUCGCAAAUUUAAAGGAAAAGGAAGAGGAGGUGGUAAAGCUGUUCAGGGUACACCCAAUAAAGGAAAAAUACAAUUCCAGGGCAAAAAAACAAAAUUUGAUAGCGAUGAAGAACAGGAAAAUGGUGAUGCUGGAGGAUCCCUUAAAAGGUCACGAGAAGAAGCUGAAAAAGAAGAACCUGCACCAAAACAGUUGAAAACAGAAAAUGGAGCUGGAGACCAGUAGCUUGAUACAAAAAUUUUUAUUCAUUUUAAAUAAGUUUUAAGCUGUUUCAGAUUGGGGGGGGGGUGUCUUUAAAAAGAAAACCGAAUUAAAUCCACUUCAAUGUCCACCUAUAAUAGAAGGAAAGACUAUUUUUGUUUAACUUGUUUUUGUUGUCCAGGUAUCCUUACUUAAUCUGGAUGGUGUUUUUUUUAUAUGUAUAGUUUUGUUCAUGACAUAUGUUGACAUUUCAGACAUUGAUCUGAACAUCAAAAGAAAGGUUCUUUUGGUGAAGCCUGGCUCUGUAAUGUUGGAAAUACCAACAAAUAAAAUGUAUACCAUAUAAAAGGUAAAAGUGUCUUAA
Molecule: messenger RNA, 1732 nt
Organism: Phascolarctos cinereus (koala)
Lineage: Eukaryota; Metazoa; Chordata; Mammalia; Diprotodontia; Phascolarctidae
Gene: SSB
Product: small RNA binding exonuclease protection factor La
Biological process (GO): tRNA processing; positive regulation of translation
Cellular component (GO): ribonucleoprotein complex; cytosol; nucleus
Molecular function (GO): mRNA binding
Source: RefSeq, a predicted model, not a curated record